Messenger RNA from Amaranthus tricolor (Joseph's coat), 2310 nucleotides. RefSeq names its product U4/U6 small nuclear ribonucleoprotein PRP4-like protein. The coding region runs from base 399 to 2147 and encodes 582 amino acids. Gene Ontology annotation, molecular function: protein binding; U4 snRNA binding; U6 snRNA binding. Gene Ontology annotation, cellular component: U4/U6 x U5 tri-snRNP complex. Gene Ontology annotation, biological process: mRNA splicing, via spliceosome. NCBI's taxonomy places the organism in Eukaryota, Viridiplantae, Streptophyta, Magnoliopsida, Caryophyllales, Amaranthaceae. The record is from RefSeq and is a predicted model, not a curated record. The transcript is spliced from 7 exons.
AUUUUUGUAUAUUAAUGGGCCUUUUGUUAGACUGAUCUCAGUCUCAUACAAGAGGUGCUUCAAAAGAAUUUGGUUAAUUUUGACAUUAUUUCAAAAAAUUAUGGUGAAAGUUUAGGAGUAUGAAAGAUACUACUUCAUACUGAGUUAGUAGGAACUCCUACAACGCUACUCGCGUACUGCUAUAAACGCCGAGCGUCACCUGGUGGCUGGCGCAAAGCAGGCGACGCUUUUCUGUUAAAGUAAUUUAUCAUCCCCGUGGCAGAAACAGCUAUCAUCUUCAGGCUCUCAAGAUCCGAUUUUUACUCUUCACCAUCACUCGCCCUUUGAUUCUUACUCUUCUCUUCUUCCUCUUAUACAUCUGAAGAUUAUAGGUUAAUUUCACAUCUUGAAUAGGUAUAAUGGAGGUAGACGAAGAGAAUCCCUCUUCAGCUUCAGUUCCAGCUCCAGAAACAAGUCCUGUGGCUGACACUGAGAUGCUGGAAACUUCAGCUGUUACCAUUUCAGUUCCAAUCACAGCUGUGCCUCCAUCAAUUCCUCCGAUAAUUGCACCUUUGUCAGCUCCACCUCCAGUACUUGUACCACCAAUUGCUCCUCUACCUGUGCCUCAUGUAGUUCCUAGACCAUUAGCACCUCUCCCUGUUCGACUCCCUGUGCUUAAACCAUCUGUGGUGCAAAAUGGCGAGGUAAAACCAAGUGAAUCAGAAUCUGAUGAUGAACCGGGUCUGGGAAAGGGUGCACAGGAUUCCUCUGUUGAUUAUGAAAUCACAGAGGAAAGUCGACAGGUAAGAGAACGCCAGGAGAAGGCUAUGCGGGAUCUCAUGAUGAAGCGGCGAGCUGCUGCUCUAGCUGUGCCAACAAACGACAUGGCAGUGCGGACUCGGCUUCGUCGUCUUGGUGAACCCAUCACUCUCUUUGGGGAGAGAGAGAUGGAAAGACGGGACCGACUUCGAAUGCUGAUGGCGAAGCUCGACAGUGAGGGUCAAUUGGAGAAGUUGCUGAAAAUUCAUGAGGAAGAGGAGGAAGCGGCUUCUAAGGAUGUCGUUGAAGAUGAAAUGAUUCAGUAUCCAUUUUAUACAGAAGGGACGCAAGAGUUAUUGGAGGCUCGGAAAUGCAUUGCAGAGUUCUCUAUAGUUAAAGCAUCUCAGCGUCUGCAGCGUGCAAGGAGGAAAAGGGAUGAUCCAGAUGAAGAUGAGGAUGCUGAGAUAGAUUGGGCUCUUAAACAGGCUGAAACUUUUGUUCUGACUUCCAGUGAGUAUGGUGAUGACCGUCCACUUUGGGGAUGUUCAUUCUCAAAGGAUGGGAGUAUGCUCGCUACAUGUUCUUCUAGUGGGGUUGCCAAGAUAUGGAGUAUGCCUCAGGUGGGAAAGGUCUCUGCCUUGAAAGGACAUACUGAGCAUGUAACUGAUGUUGUAUUUUCUCCUGUAAAUGAGAAUGUUGCAACUGCCUCAGCUGAUCGUACAGCAAGGCUCUGGGACACAAAGGGUACUCAAUUGAGAACGUUUGAAGGUCAUCUAGACCGACUAGCUCGUAUUGCCUUCCAUCCAUCUGGGAAGUACUUGGGCACUGCAAGUUUUGACAAAACUUGGCGUCUGUGGGAUAUUGAAAGUGGUGCAGAGUUGCUUCUUCAAGAAGGUCAUAGCCGAAGUGUUUAUGGCAUGUGUUUCCAUCCUGAUGGAUCAUUGGCAGCAUCUUGUGGUCUAGAUUCUCUUUCACGUGUUUGGGAUCUUCGAACAGGAAGAAGUAUUCUUGCUUUGGAAGGACAUGUCAAACCUGUUCUUGGAGUUGAUUUCUCUCCUAAUGGCUAUCAUUUGGCCACUGGUUCUGAGGAUAACACUUGUAGGAUUUGGGACUUGAGAAAGAAAAAAUCCUUGUACAUUAUUCCAGCACAUUCAAAGCUGAUUUCACGGGUCAAAUAUGAACCUCAGGAAGGAUAUUAUCUGGUCACCACUUCAUACGACACAACUGCUAAGGUAUGGUCUUCUCGAGACUUCAAGCCAGUAAAGACAUUGUCAGGGCAUGAAGCAAGAGUUACAUCCUUAGAUAUUACAGAAGAUGGACAAAGCAUCGUGACUGUUGCGCAUGAUAGGACCAUUAAAUUAUGGUCAAGCAGUACCCCUUCAGAAGAGAAGUUGAUGGAUGUGGAUUGAAGUUGGUUUGCUGAUACCGAACUGCCUUUCAUAUUCGCCAUUAGCAGGAAGAUAGAUCUAUUUGUUCAAUUUUGUUGGAUUUAAGUUGAUGAUUUAUAGAUUGCCAUGCUCAUUAUAAACUUGUACCAACUCAAGUACCAGAAAUCGAGAAUGGAAAUUAAUG